Colias croceus (clouded yellow) is the source of this 993-nucleotide messenger RNA. RefSeq names its product aldo-keto reductase AKR2E4-like. Gene Ontology annotation, cellular component: cytosol. Bases 78 to 962 code for a protein of 294 amino acids. Lineage: Eukaryota; Metazoa; Arthropoda; Insecta; Lepidoptera; Pieridae. The transcript is spliced from 7 exons. Gene Ontology annotation, molecular function: aldose reductase (NADPH) activity. The record is from RefSeq and is a predicted model, not a curated record.
UGACGUAUAUUAGAACAGUUUUAAUUUUAUUAUUAGGGGUAACAUGGGUAAAUUCAUUUAUAGAAAAUAGGUAUAGAAUGCUGAACGAUGGCAACUUAAUACCAACAAUUGCCUAUGGAACUGACACGAAGACGACACGUGAACAUAUAAUAUGGGCAGUAGAAGCUGGUUUCCGUCACAUAGAUACAGCUAAAAUGUAUGAAAAUGAAGAAGAAGUCGGUAAAGGAAUAGCUGAUCUUAUACAUCGCGGUGUGAUAAAGCGAGAGGACAUUUUUAUUACUACUAAACUCUUAAAUACGAACAACAGUCGCGAUGAAGUGGUGCCAGAACUGAAGGGUUCCUUACAAAGACUUGGCUUGGACUACGUCGAUCUCUAUUUGAUUCACAGUCCGAUGGCUGAAACGGGGAGUGGUGAAUUUCUAUGUACAGACUACGUAGAAGUAUGGAGAGGUAUGGAAGAAGCAAAGAGCUUGAAGCUGGCCAAAUCCAUUGGUAUUUCAAACUUCAACAGUAGACAGAUUAACAGAAUUUUGUCAAACUGCAAUGUUGUCCCUGCCGUUAACGAAAUAGAGGUAAAUCCAACAUACGCCAAUAUGCCACUAGUCUCCUAUUGCCAGCAACAUGGCAUCAAUGUAAUGGCAUAUACCUCCUUGGGUCACGUUGCACCACGUGGUUUCAUUGAAGACCUCCCACCGUCUAUGGAUGACCCUGUAUUAGUAGGGAUGGCUAAAAAAUAUAAUAAGACAUCUAUUCAAGUGGUUCUAAGAUAUUCGAUUGACCGAGACCUCAUUCCGAUAGUAAGAUCUCAAAAUAAAAGCCACAUUGAAGAAAAUAUAAAUGUUUUCGAUUUCCGUUUAACUCAGAAAGAAAUUUACAGGAUCAACGAAUAUGAUGUGUAUACCAAAGUUCAUCCAUUGGCUAGAUAUAAACCACAUAUUUUCUAUAGUUUUUAUGAACCAUAGAUUUGGUAUAAUUUCUUAACUAUGCACUUGC